Owenia fusiformis is the source of this 1585-nucleotide messenger RNA. The record is from the annotation of a GenBank genome assembly. Lineage: Eukaryota; Metazoa; Annelida; Polychaeta; Sabellida; Oweniidae.
CAUGACUGAAGGCUGGGCAUGAUUUAGGACAUCUUAUCAUGCAAUUAUCAAAUACAUAGCUAUUUCAAUUACAUGUUUUCGUGAACCUAAGAAUCUUGAAUAAAAUUUAGACAUUUCCAAUGAAAAGCUGUGCAUGUAGAUCUAAAGGAAAGAGGAGAUAGCUUACCAUGCGGAUCCAAUGUAGUAUCUGUACUGAACUUUAUGAACAUGAUAGCAUUAUAUCUGGGCUACCUUGUGGCCAUCUAUUCCACAGGGAAUGUGUUCAGCGCUGGUUUACAAGCAGCAACAAAAGAGACUGUCCCCAAUGCAGAAAUCAUGUGGAUAGGAAAAAAGUUAUUGAUAAACUUUAUUUCGUGGUUGGUGACUAUGACAAUGGUGAAACAGAAGACAAUGCACCCGAAAGGAUAAAAAACCAGUUGGAUGAUGCCAAAGUUACUAUACGGGAGAUUAAGAAAGACAAAGAAGCUGCAAUAGAGAAAUAUGCAAAACUGCAAAGAGUUAUCAAUGAAAUUAGUGAUGAAAAACACAGUUUAAAGCUAUUGUUUGAGCAAGAACAAGCUAGUAAUGAAGGACUCCAGAGACAGGUUGCCUUCCUCCAGGCUCAACAGAGGGAUGCUCAGAGAGCAAAAGAAGAGUGCAAAACUUACAAGAAAAGGGUUACAGAGUUAGAAAAUGUAGAGAAAGUUGUUAAAGGCUGUGAAAGUGAGGUACGGGAACUGAUAUCCCAGCGUGGAGAUGGCUCGGGGAGUAUGAAGGAGCUUGCACAGUGGAAUAUCACACUCAAGGGAGAGUUGACACGAACAAAGAGAGACAAAAGAUUCAUGCAAUCUGAAAAUGACAAGCUACGCAUCCAACUAUCGAAUGUUAAAAAAGCAUUGAUGGAUAAAACUACAGAAUGUACUGCAAUCAAAGAACAGUUCAAUGAUUCUGAAAAUGAUUUGAAACACACUGAGAAGGAAAAUGAAAAGUUGAAGAAAAAGUUGGCACUGCUUAUGUCAUCACUAGGGUCACCUGGAGAUACUGCAGCAGGUUUUGCCCACAGGCUUAUGAAUGAGAGUCCCAUGCCUCUGCCCCCUAAACUCUCUACCCCCUCUUCAAGUGGCCAGAUAGACCUUGAUUCUGGAUCCUUUGUAGUGCCAUGUACACCAGAGAUUGUAAAACCUAGUCCAAAUACUCAGAUUAAAAAUGACUGUGAAAAUAAUGGAAUUAAAUACAUCAAAACGACAUCAUUAGCUAAUCCCUCCAAGAAACGUAAAGCUGAUGAGCCUGUCGAAAACUUUGUAGUAGGUUUAGGAAACUUGAAUUUGUUCAAGAAAAAAGGUUUAAUUGAAAACAGUCGCAUUCGUAAUGGCUACAAUGGUAUGGGUGGUCAUGAAAAAUUCAUUGAAAUGAGGAAAGGACCUCAAAUGAAACCUUUAAAAAAGCCAGUUCAGAAAUCAGGUCAACUUCCCAAAGCUUCAAAGUUGGCGAAGAAAAACCCUCCUCUCCCCAAGUUAGAUUUUUACUUGUCACAGAAUACAUCUGAUUAGCUGAAUAACCACAUUUUACGAAUUUGUUGUACAAGUAAAUCAUUCAUAAAGGAGGA